Molecule: messenger RNA, 903 nt
Organism: Dermochelys coriacea (leatherback sea turtle)
Lineage: Eukaryota; Metazoa; Chordata; Testudines; Dermochelyidae
Product: olfactory receptor 4S2-like
Biological process (GO): G protein-coupled receptor signaling pathway
Cellular component (GO): membrane
Molecular function (GO): G protein-coupled receptor activity; olfactory receptor activity
Source: RefSeq, a predicted model, not a curated record
AUGUCAAAAGGUGGAUUAGCUAUAUUGCAUUUACCUAUCAUUUACACCGAGUACAUAGAGCCUGCAAAGAACGUGACUGAAUUCAUCCUUUUGGGACUUUGCCAGAAUGAGAAGUUACAGCCAGUGUUCUUUUUAGUAGUUUAUAUCGCUACUAUGCUUGGAAAUCUUCUCAUCAUUGUCACCAUAAGGAGUAGCCAGCAUUUGAAGUCUCCCAUGUAUUUCUUCCUGAGCUACCUGUCCUUUGUAGACAUGUGCCUUUCCUCUGUCACAGCCCCAAAACUGAUUGCAGACUUCCUCGUUGAGAGGAAAACCAUCUCCUUUGAUGGCUGCAUAGCACAGCUGUUUGUGGUCCAAUUCUUUGGGUACACUGAACUCUUCCUCCUCCUAGUGAUGGCAUAUGAUCGUUGCACUGCAAUCUGCAAACCCCUCCAUUACAUGACCAUCAUGACUGGGUGUGUGUGUAGCUCGUUUGCGGGCUUCAUGAGUGGCGGCUUUAUGCAUUCCAUGGUUCAGACUCUCCUGACCAUGCAGUUACCCUUCUGUGGGCCCAACGAGAUUGACCGCUAUCUCUAUGAUGUGCACCCUUUGCUGAAACUAGCCUGCACUGACACUUAUCUUCUUGGCAUCAUGGUCAUUACCAAUACUGGGAUGAUUUCCCUGAGCUGUUUUGUUCUGCUGAUUGUGUCCUAUGUCAUCAUCUUAGUGUCCUUGAGAACGUUCUCCUCUGAAGGUCGUCACAAAGGUCUUUCCACCUGUGUCUCCCAUAUUGCUGUAGUAAUUAUAUUUUUUGGGCCAUGUAUCGUCAUGUGUUUAAGACCUUCCACCACCGAAGAUAAGAUGGUGACCAUUAUCACCGCUCUGCUGAAUCCCUUGAUCUACACCCUGAGAAAUGUUUCAGAGUAG